UUAAUACCAAUUAGCGAUGAAUAACAGUCCUUUGCAACUUUGAGCAGUCAGCAGACAAAUUGGGUGUCUUUCUCUUUCUUCUUCUAGAUCUGAACACCAAAUUUAUUGUCUCCCCAAUCUCAUUUUCUCUCAAAUCUCUGAGAUAUACUCCCUAAACUUGGACUUCACACAUUAAUAAUUUCCAUAAAUACAUACUGAGUAUUCCAUAUACAUAUUUAUAUGGUUGAAAAUCUAUUCUCAGAAACCUUGUUGCGCAUGUUCUCAGUUCUAUUGAGCAUUUUCUCUACUGGGAUUUAAUUAAUUUUUUUGGAUCAGAAUUUGGUUAUUUUUGAUUCAAUUAGGGUUUUUUUUUCGUGGGUAUUUUUCAAAUUUUCUUAUUAAGCUUGAACAAUGGCGGCUGCUUCUGUUUCUGCCUUUGAGGUUGGUUCAUACUUUAUUAGUCAAUAUUAUCGAGUGCUUCAAGAAACACCAGAGUUUACUCAUCAGUUUUACAAUGAUUUAAGCACCUUGACUCGAGAUGAUGGUAAUGAUAGUCAAACUGUUUCCAACAUAAUGGAGAUCCAUCAAGUACUCACCUCGCUGAAUGUUAGUGGACUGGAAGUGACGAAGUUAAAUUGUCAAGAUUCCAUGAAUGGUGGCAUUCUGCUCAUUGUGCAAGGUGUUAUGAGGUCCAGAAACUUCAGUGGCAAAAGGAGGUUCACACAGUCCUUCUUUCUAGCUCCUCAGGAGAAGGGUUAUUAUGUCCUCAAUGAUAUUCUUCUGUUCAACGAGGAAGUCUUUCUUAACCAACAUCCUGUACCAGAAAUACCUGAUAUCAAGGUUGAUCCCGAAAUUUCUGCAUCUAGUCCUCGCUUAGAGCAGCCAGUGUCUAAUUAUGAACUGGAGGAAGAGAGUAGGGAGUAUGUGAAUUCAAUUCACAUUGAAGAAGAUAAUCCUGUUGACAAAUAUAGCCUUCUUGAUGAAGAACAACUUGAAGAACCUCAUUUAGAAACCGUUGUUAAAGAAGCCCCUAUUGAAGAACCUGCUGCUCCAAUUGAGAAUACUGUCAACCAUAUGGUCUAUGUGGAAGAUCCCUUACCUGUUCCAGCUGAUGAGCCUGUUGGAGAGCCACCCAAACUAUCAUAUGCUUCCAUUUUACGGGCUUCAAAAGGGCUGCCUUCACAAAGAGUUGUUUCUCUACCAAAUUUAAGGCAGAGUGUAACUCCUCCAGUAGAGCAGCAUCAAAUGGUGCAAGCAAAUGCUUCAGAAUCAAACCCAUCAGCAUCAUCAUUUGUUCCUGACAACGCUAAUGCUGGGGCAGAUGAAGGUUUCGUUCAAGAAGAUGGUGAACUGACAUCUGUCUAUGUGAGAAGCUUACCCUCAAAUGUUACAACUGCUGAUCUUGAGAAGGAGUUUAAAAAGUAUGGUAGAAUCAAACCUAACGGAGUAUUCAUUAGGAAUAAAAGGGAAAUCGGUGUUUGCUUUGCUUUCGUUGAAUUUGAAGACAUGUCUGGAGUUCAAAAUGCCAUCAAGAGUUCUCCCAUAGAGUUGCUUGGUAGACAAGUUUACAUUGAAGAGAGGAGACCAAGCAGCAACCACAGUGCCCGUGGCGGAGUCGUAGCAAGAGGCAGAGGCCGAGGUAGCUACCAAAAUAACACGACAAGGGGACGUGGCGGGAUGAGAAACCCAAGUCGAAGUUUUUCUGACAACAACGACUACGAUAAGAUUAGAUGCGAUGGCUACUAGCAGCGUACUCCCCAGUAAAGAUCAUGAAAAAGCAUUUAUCUGCAAGAUUGGGAAGAGUGAUGUGCACCGCUUCAUCAUUUGUCAUUUGCUUUACGUGUUUGCAUAUGUUUUGCUUUUAGUGAUGGAUAUUUUAGGUUUCAACCCCUUGAUCUUGGGUAUUGAAUUUUACAUACAAUAGCUUAAGCUUAUUUUCUUUCAAUUGAAGGGUGAUAUGCUGCCUCAAUCCCCAUAUGUUUUUCUUCUUUAUGGGGAUAUUUUUCUUUCUUUUUGUUUUUUUUUUUUGUUAAUUUUGUACUAAUGGCUUUGAUCUACUUUGUUUUUGAAUUUGUGGUUAUCCAAGUUUUGGUCGAUUAACUAAUGAAAUUAUUAUUCAGUUUGAUUUACAUCCAUCUCAAAUUGAUCAAGCUGAUCAGUCCUGAAUCCCGAUGUAUGAUGGUAUAAGAGUAAUAAUAA
Messenger RNA from Amaranthus tricolor (Joseph's coat), 2178 nucleotides. RefSeq names its product nuclear transport factor 2-like. Gene Ontology annotation, cellular component: cytosol; ribonucleoprotein complex. The record is from RefSeq and is a predicted model, not a curated record. Gene Ontology annotation, molecular function: mRNA binding. The transcript is spliced from 9 exons. NCBI's taxonomy places the organism in Eukaryota, Viridiplantae, Streptophyta, Magnoliopsida, Caryophyllales, Amaranthaceae. The coding region runs from base 391 to 1725 and encodes 444 amino acids.